Clonostachys rhizophaga is the source of this 492-nucleotide messenger RNA. NCBI's taxonomy places the organism in Eukaryota, Fungi, Ascomycota, Sordariomycetes, Hypocreales, Bionectriaceae. The record is from the annotation of a GenBank genome assembly.
AUGUCCGACUCUACGUGUAGAUCGCUGGCCCUAGACACCUCGCUGUACCUCUCCGGAUGGCGUCUUCACAUCGUCAUCGCCUGCCUCUUCUACGGCUCGUCCCUCAUCGCCCUCAUCACCUUCAUCACCAACAUCAUCAACGUCGCCCUGCCCAAGAUCUCCCCCAACUUCGAGUCCCUCCAGGAUGCGGCCUGCCCGUGUAUGGCUUCAUGUACACGUGCUUCCGCACAGAUGUCGUGUAUUCGAGUGCCCACCUCCAUCUUUGAAGGUCAAUCGCUGGAUGGCGGUGCCGGUAUUCUCCAAGGCGCCCUGAGCAUCAUCAGCCAGGUCGUCCCUCUCGAGAAGCGCUCACUGUACAUGGGCGUCGUAACUAGUGUCUUCGUCAUCGCCGUCACGGCUGGCCCCGUCCUGGGAGGCGUCUUCACCCUGCACAUCACUUGGAGAUGGUGUUUCUGUCCCCCUUUACAAGCACAGAGCAACACCAGAGACUGA